Messenger RNA from Paramuricea clavata, 375 nucleotides. The record is from the annotation of a GenBank genome assembly. NCBI's taxonomy places the organism in Eukaryota, Metazoa, Cnidaria, Anthozoa, Malacalcyonacea, Plexauridae.
AUGAAUAGCGAGUUUUUCCAAUUUCUCGAGUUAUGUGGAAUCGAAAUAAGCGAGACGUCAGACGUGGCGACGCUAAUCUCGGAAUACAACAAUUUCAACAAAUACCAUAGUGCAAAUCCCAAGCAAACAUUUGAACACAAUUUUAUUAAAUGGCAAAAUCAACAACGUGGGCCAUAUGAAAAACCACAGUCUAUAGAACCACAACCGAGAACUCUACAACCUGACCACGUUACAACGCCAAUAAAACUUCAAACGUUAAAGGAGUCAACACCAUACAUCGGCGACUUUUUAUCCUAUACUUUUGUACCGUCGCCAAAACCACAACAACAGCAGGCUGCUGUUGCCAACGGAAUCUCCAACCAAAACCGCCAGUGA